This is a messenger RNA of Rhagoletis zephyria (snowberry fruit fly), 941 nucleotides long. Its product is annotated as protein tilB-like. Gene Ontology annotation, cellular component: cytoplasm. Lineage: Eukaryota; Metazoa; Arthropoda; Insecta; Diptera; Tephritidae. The record is from RefSeq and is a predicted model, not a curated record. Gene Ontology annotation, biological process: outer dynein arm assembly. Gene Ontology annotation, molecular function: protein binding.
UUUUCUUUGAAGUGCAUCUUUUAUUAAACAAUAAAUAUUUUUCAUAAAUAUACAUCACAAUUCAGGAAGAUCUUCAAGCCAUGGUGAAGAUUACUGAGGCAUUGGUGCGCAAGAAAUCCGAGCAUAAUGAGUGUCUCAUCAGUACGUUGGAAGAACUCUCCUUGCAUCAAGAGGACAUAGAACGAAUCGAACAUCUGCAAAACUGGUGUCGGGAUUUGAAAAUUUUGCUGCUACAAUCAAAUCUCAUUUCCAAAAUAGAGAAUUUGCACAAAUUGAAAAAAUUGGAAUAUUUGAACUUGGCCAUUAAUAAUAUCGAGCGUGUGGAAAAUCUGGAGCAGCUCGAGUCGCUAACCAAAUUAGACUUAACUUUAAAUUUCAUUGGCGAAUUAACUUCCAUCGAAUGCUUGAAAGGAAAUUAUAAUCUACGCGAAUUAAUACUCAUUGGAAAUCCCUGCUGUGAUUACCCGCACUACAGAGAUUAUGUAACGGGUACGCUGCCACAGCUGAAUAGCCUGGAUUGUGAAGAAAUCAAAAUGUCACAAAAGUUACAGGCGCAAAAGACAUUGAGUAGCCAUCGUGCUGUUAUUGUACAAAAACAAGCAAACUAUUUCAUUGAGCGAGAUGAGCAAAAGCUGCGAGUGGCACAUAAAAAGACAGAACUGGAAGCUGAAAUGGCGGAAGUCGAUGAUGAAGAUAGUCGCAUCAAGAUGUUCUGGGAUGCUAAAAGUGAGCAUUGUCCCGAGACACGCACGGAUAUAGCAAAGUAUCACAAGCUCGGCAGGGAGAAGAGGAACACCGAGCAGCAUGAUAAGAAAAUGCAUAGAACGCCAGCACUAUUUGCACCAUGCGGACGACCGUAUAAUUUGAAUCAAGCGAAAUUACCAUUCCAUUUGAGCGACGAGUACAAUGAAUACAUGUUGCAGCUGGGUAUAUACAAGUAA